GGCUACUUGUCGUAUCGGAGCGAUUCCGAUUCCCGGUACAAGAUCCGGGUAUUUAUUACCAACUCCCGCUGAAGCUCCCUCCGUUUUCUUGUUGAUCGCGCUUCUCGUCAGAGAGGGAGAGCGAGGGAGAGAUGAUGAGUGGCAGGGAGGCCGCGCCUCCUCUUCCUUUGAGCUCACCGUCGAAGGAGGAGAAAAGGAAGGAUACGGAACGUAGAAGGAGAACGCAGUCUUCUCUGAGGAGGCGGGAGCGAUGGAUCGUAGCGCUCGGGAUCGCCCUACAUGCCGUCUACAUGCUGAGCAUUUUCGACAUCUACUUUAAGAGCCCUAUCGUCCAUGGCAUGGACCCCGUUCCACCGCGAAUUCGCGCUCCGGCCAAGCGGCUCGUCCUCUUAAUAGCGGAUGGUUUGCGUGCAGACAAGUUCUUUGAGCCAGAUGCUGAUGGGUUGUAUAGAGCACCAUUUCUUAGAAACAUAAUGACAACAAGAGGACGCUGGGGAAUAUCUCAUGCUCGACCACCAACAGAGUCAAGGCCUGGUCAUGUUGCCAUAAUUGCUGGUUUUUAUGAGGAUCCUAGUGCUGUUACAAAAGGCUGGAAAGCAAAUCCUGUUGAAUUUGAUUCACUUUUCAAUAGGAGCAAGCAUACUUUUGCCUUUGGAAGUCCAGAUAUUAUUCCAAUAUUUUGUGCAGCAUUGCCACAUAGUACCUGGAAGUCCUAUCCUCAUGAAUUUGAGGACUUUGCAUCUGAUGCUUCUUUUCUGGAUGAGUGGUCAUUUGAUCAAUUUCGUGCACUUUUAAACAGAUCCAAUGAUGAUCCAAAUAUCAAGCAAUUAUUGCAUCAGGAUAAUGUAGUCAUUUUUCUUCAUCUUCUUGGUUGUGACACAAAUGGUCAUGCGCAUAAGCCCUACUCCUCCAUCUAUCUAAACAAUGUUAAGGUGGUUGAUGAUAUUGCUAGAAGAACAUAUGAUCUUGUUGAGAAUUAUUUCAAGGACAAUGCAACAGCUUACAUUUUCACAGCUGAUCAUGGGAUGAGUGAUAAAGGGAGUCAUGGCGAUGGCCAUCCUUCAAACACAGAGACCCCAUUGGUAGCUUGGGGAGCUGGGGUACAGAAUCCUAAGCAAUCAUAUCAGAAGCAUGCUGAAGAUGAUGGCUUUCGUUUUGUUGAUGAACAUACACAUGAUAUGCCUACUCCAGCAGAGUGGGGACUUGGAAACUUGGAGAGGGUGGAUGUAAACCAGGCUGAUAUAGCACCUCUAAUGUCUAGCCUUAUUGGUUUGCCAUGUUCUCUGAACUCUGUUGGGAAUUUACCCUUAGGUUUCAUUAACCUGACUGAGGCUGAAGAAGUAGAAGCCGUCCUUGCCAAUGCAAAGCAAGUUCUCCAUCAGUUCCUCCGCAAGUCACAAUUAAAGAAGUUGCAUUCUUUGAAGUUUAAACCAUUUGAACCUCUAGAAAAUUUUGCUGAUGUUCUCAAUCAAGUGGAAGACCUUAUAUCUUUGAGAAAUUAUAAGGAUGCUUUGCAGUUGGCACAAAAUCUUCGGGCACUUUCUUUGGCUGGACUUCAUUAUUUUCAAACUUAUGACUGGUUGAAGCUGAUGUCAGUCAUCACUCUUGGAUAUAUUGGGUGGAUGGUCUAUAUUGUUCUUCAUGUUCUUAGAUUUUACACCCAUCUUCCUGACAUGUUCACUAAGAGGGAUAAAAUUGCGGCUGCCUUAACCAACAAUAAAAUGGUAUAUGCUUGUGGAGGCCUUUUCAUGGGAAUUGCAUCUUUUCUCCUGAUUUUGGAGAAAGCACCUAUUCUGUAUCAUGUUUACCUUGCCAUGACAGUCUUCUUGUGGACACAAAUAUUUGCAGAUAUACAGUUUGUAAAAGAUGCAAUAAGCUUUCUCAUGUUGAAGAAAUCUGAUUUAAUUAAGAGACUCUGUGCAUAUGGCGUUGUUUCACUUUUCAUCCUUGAGUUCCUGGUGGCUAGUUUUCAUGAAAGACAACUAUACACCGGGUUCUUCCUGGUAGCAGGAGUGAUGGCUGCAUAUUCUAACUUUCAUUCAGUGCCUGGCAAGUCUAUGGCACCUGUUUUUAUCUUAAUAGCAUGUUGGUUUCUGUCCAGUUUUACUAUGAUGCCAGCAGAAAUUCCUCACAACACAGAGCUUGUUGUAGCAAGUGGAGGUAUUGUCAUUCUAAUCAGCAUUUGGUCCCGAUGGUUUGAUAUGAAUACUCAGAGACAGCAGUCUUGGCAAAGCACCAUCUGUUGUGAUAGCCAACAAAUUAUAGGGUCCCAGAAGCUGUUUUACCUUCAGGUAUUCACAGUUGCGCUUGCAUCAGGGAUGGUAUCAUUGACAACUUCCCAUAGAACAAAUAAGCAGGAACUGCCAACAAGCUACCAAUUGAUAAAUUGGAUUUUAGCUGGGCUAUCAUUGGCACUUCCCUUACUUUCCCCAAAGCGGUUGCUAGCUCGCCUUUCUUCUGUCUUUCUUGGUUUUGCUCCUUCCUUCCUACUUCUGUCAAUAGGGUAUGAAGCUGUAUUUUAUAGUGCUUUUGCACUUACUCUUAUGGCAUGGGUACUGACAGAAUGUGCUGGUCAACACUUUGCUGUUCCAAAACAAGAAUCUCUCCAUGUUGAACGAACAGAAAAUACUGUUUUUCAUGACAAUGAUGAGAGGCCCUUGUGUUUGGCAGACCUGAGAGUUCCAUUGUCCUUUUUAGUUCUGUUCAAUGUUGCUUUUUUCGGUACGGGUAAUUUUGCUAGCAUAGCUAGCUUUGAGAUUUCAUCCGUCUACAGGUUCAUCACAGUAUUCAAUCCCUUUUUGAUGUCAGCCUUACUGAUUUUUAAGUUAUUUAUCCCAUUCAUGCUUGUCAUAUGUGUCUUCAGUGCAAUAUCCAAGUUACUCAAAGUUUCACGAAUGGGGUGCUAUUUCAUGGUGAUUUUAUUAUCUGACGUUAUGACCAUCCAUUUCUUUUUCCUGGUCCGCAAUACAGGAAGCUGGAUGGAAAUUGGUAACAGUAUCAGUCACUUCGGAAUCGUGAGUGCGCAGGUUGUAUUUGUGCUAUUGCUUUUUGCUCUCACUAAUAUUUACACGAAAGAUAUCCAAGUUGGACCAUCUCGUCCGUCCUUGAAGGCAAUGUAAUUCGAGCUGCGGUUUGGUUAUGAAGCGUUGCCUGAGGGUUCGAAUGGGCUAGCUUGAUGGCGAGGUUGCAAUUUUGUAAUUGAAGGUCUUGAAUUCAAAUUCGUAAAAGUCAAUUCUUGCCUUGCCUGCAUGAGGAAACGAAAAGCACUUGUCUCUGUGCUCUGCUUUUGGCUUGAUAUUACCAUGCCACGAUUUUGAGAUGUUCAGUAUUUGGAUCGGCGUUCUAUUAUUUCUUGGGCAUGCUGGACAUGCACAUUCUUUGUUGUGCCAUAUAGUGUGGUGUAUCAAGAAGUCUUAGAUAUCGUUUCACAACCGUUCUGGUUCCUGCAAAUUGAAAUGAUUCUCUUGGCUGACAGGUUCUUUUUAA
Messenger RNA from Nymphaea colorata (pocket water lily), 3486 nucleotides. RefSeq names its product GPI ethanolamine phosphate transferase 1. NCBI's taxonomy places the organism in Eukaryota, Viridiplantae, Streptophyta, Magnoliopsida, Nymphaeales, Nymphaeaceae. Gene Ontology annotation, molecular function: mannose-ethanolamine phosphotransferase activity. The transcript is spliced from 18 exons. Gene Ontology annotation, biological process: GPI anchor biosynthetic process. The record is from RefSeq and is a predicted model, not a curated record. Bases 132 to 3119 code for a protein of 995 amino acids. Gene Ontology annotation, cellular component: endoplasmic reticulum membrane.